Molecule: messenger RNA, 1106 nt
Organism: Oenanthe melanoleuca
Lineage: Eukaryota; Metazoa; Chordata; Aves; Passeriformes; Muscicapidae
Product: galactosylgalactosylxylosylprotein 3-beta-glucuronosyltransferase 1-like
Biological process (GO): chondroitin sulfate proteoglycan biosynthetic process; carbohydrate metabolic process
Cellular component (GO): Golgi membrane
Molecular function (GO): galactosylgalactosylxylosylprotein 3-beta-glucuronosyltransferase activity
Source: RefSeq, a predicted model, not a curated record
AUGCCGAAGAGACGAGACAUCCUGGCUAUCGUGCUGAUAGUUCUGCCCUGGACACUCCUAAUCACCGUCUGGCACCAGAGCACCAUUGCUCCACUGCUUGCAGUGCACAAGGAUGAUGGUGGUGACUCCCAGCGGGAGUCUACUGCAGGCUUGGACUCCAAGGAAUACUGCCUGUUGGACCAGGACAUAGCGGAGGUGAUGAGGACAGAGUACGUGUACACGCGCCCACCACCAUGGUCAGACACACUGCCUACCAUCCACGUGGUCACCCCCACCUACAGCCGGCCGGUGCAGAAGGCAGAGCUGACCAGGCUGGCCAACACGCUGCUGCACGUGCCCAACCUGCACUGGAUCCUGGUGGAGGACUCGCAGCGCCUCACGCCGCUCAUCACACGCCUGCUGCGCGACAUGGGGCUCAACUACACGCACCUCAACGUGGAGACACCGCGCAGCUACAAACAAGUUUGCAGCUCCAGGGCUGAAUUUCAGCAUGUCCUGACAAUCUGGUUGGGCUUGAGUAGGGGAAGCUUUCCCACCUUUGCUCUUUGUUCAAGUCCAGGAUCUCAGGCACAAAGAGACCCCCCCAGGCAGCGACAGCUGUGUGUGCCCCCCCAGAUGCGCAGCACCAGGAAGGUGUCGGUGUGGCCCGUGGCCUUCGUGGGCGGCCUGCGCUACGAGUCACCCAAGGUGAACGCGGCAGGGAAGGUGUACGGCUGGAAAACCGUGUUCGACCCGCACCGGCCUUUCGCCAUCGACAUGGCCGGCUUCGCUGUCAACCUGCGCCUUGUCCUGCAGCGCCCCCAGGCCUACUUCAAACUGCGUGGCGUCAAGGGCGGCUACCAGGAGAGCAGCCUGCUGCGUGAGCUCGUCACCCUCGGCGACCUGGAGCCCAGGGCCGCCAACUGCACCAAGAUUUUAGUCUGGCACACAAGGACAGAGAAGCCUGUGCUGGCGAAUGAGGGCAAGAAAGGAUUCACAGAUCCUAGUGUGGAAAUCUGACUGUGCAGAGACCAACACCAGAAGAUUUCUUCAUGCACAGCCUGGAAGUUCCUCUGCACAGCACCCACCCAGUAGCCAGGCAGGAGCCAGCACCUCUGCAGCCCCCA